AUGUUGGAUCAUUUUAAGGAAUUUAAAGCGUACACUCAGGAGGAAGGGCUGCAGAAAUUUAAACUACGGAAUUUGUGUGAAACGGAUUGGCCACAGUACCCUCUUUCCCGCCCAUGGCCCCCUGAGGGGACAAGUGAUCCCAAACUGGCCUUGGAGGCAUUAAUAUAUGCAGACCGGGUCCAUCCAGACCAGUGGAAGUAUCUUGAUGCUUGGGGAGCGGUUUUGGAGAAACAGCCUGGGUGGUUAAAGGAAUGCAAGUGCAUGAAUGUUGGUGCCAUAGUGGAUGAAAGGAACAAAGACACUGGCACGAUUAGUGACCGGCGGGAAAAGAAACUGGAAGGGAGAGUUAACCCCUAUCCAGACUCGGGAAAUCCAGCUGAUGAGCCGCAGCCGGUUCCCCCAUACACCCCCGCCUUCUAUCCCCCGUUGCCGCCUCAACUUGGUCUAGCACCGGAUGAAGAUGGAACACCAAAGUUUGAGACUCGGGUGGUGUAUCAGCAUGUGCCAUUCACUAGCUCGGAUCUUCUGAACUGGAAGGCAUCUCGACCUUCCUGGACAGAGGACCCGAGGGGAAUGGCAAGUCUAGUGGAAGGCAUUGUUCAGACCCAUAAUCCCAGUUGGGUAGAUUUGAAACAAUUAAUAGAAAUGUUGCUAACAGCUGAGGAGCGUGUGUUGAUGACACAAGUAGGGAAGCAGGAAGCUUUGAAAGAGCAUGCAAGCACACACAGUCAGCAAGCAGCAGAUGUAUACCAGGAAGCGGUAUUCCCAGUAGGGCGAGAUCCCCGCUGGGACCCUAAUGUGCCGGAAAACAAGGAUUCUUUGAAGUUGUACCAGCAGUUGAUUGUUCGUGCCUUGAGAAAGGGAUCCCCACGGAUCCCUAACGUAAGGAAAAUUUAUGAGAUGGAACAGAAGAAAGAUGAGAGCCCAGCAGCGUUUUUGGAAAGGUUGAGGGAGGCUUUUUUGAAGUACUCUCCGUAUGAUAUGGAAGAUCAGGAUGAUAAGGCUGAAGGGAAGGUGGUGUUGAAGAGUGCCUUUAUCAGUCAGUGUGCACCAGACAUUCGGAGAAAGCUUCAGAAAAGCCCUGGGCUGGUACACAUGACUUUAGAAAGGGUGAUGGAGGUGGCUAGCCAGACCUACAUGUCCCGUGAGGCUGUGCUGGCCAAGCAGGAGGAGGCAAAGGUGUGUCGGAGAGCAAAGUUGGUUGCAGCUGUGUUUCAAGGAGGAGGGCCCAAUGGGCCAGGAUGGAAAGGGAGAGGACAAGGCCAGGUGGGAAAGGCCCAGGGGAGCUGCAGGCCCCCUCUGGGGCCGAAUGAAUGUGCUCGGUGCCACCGUCAGGGGCACUGGAAGAACGAAUGGUUUAGAGAAGGACAGAAUGGGCAGGAAUUGGAUAGGCGUUUGCAAAUGGCUUUGGAACUACCAGUGGAGGAGGAAUGGAGAUUGUACACGGUAAUAGAGGAAAGAACCGAUUGGGAGGCUUUUGGUGUCCCAAAGGUAUGGGCUGAAGAUAACCCUCCAGGAUUGGCAAAGGAUGUUCCACCAGUGGUGAUUGAGUUAAAGCCCUUUGCCAAUCCGGCUGUAGUCCAUCAGUAUCGUCUCCCUCGGGCGGCGGUGGUUGGAAUUGCAGCCUAUUUGGAGAAGUUGGAAAAAUAUGGUAUUCUGGUUCCUUGCCAGUCGCCAUGGAACACACCCCUCUUGCCAAUCCAGAAGCCGGAUGGAACUUACCGGCCUGUACAAGACUUACGGGCAGUUAAUAAGUUGGUGAUUCCUCUUCACCCGGUGGUCCCAAAUCCCUACACCCUGCUGAGCCUGAUUCCACCUCACCAUCAGUGGUUCACGGUCCUGGAUCUUAAGGAUGCGUUUUUUUGCAUCCGCUUGGCUAAGAAGAGCCAGGAGAUCUUUGCUUUUCAAAGAGAAGAUCCAGAGACGGGACAUAAGGGUCAGAUGACGUGGGCCAGACUUCCGCAGGGAUUUUGCAAUUCACCAACGAUUUUUGGGCAAGCUUUGGCUCAGGACUUGUUGCCUUUAGUCAAAAAUGACAAAGGAUGGACUAUUUUGCAGUAUGUGGAUGACAUACUUUUGGGAACAGAUACUAGAGAACAGUGUCUAGAAGGAACUCAGGCUCUGUUACAGUUCUUGGCAGAGAAAGGUUACAGGGUUUCUAAGAAGAAGGCUCAAUUGGUACAGCGAGAGGUUAAGUAUUUAGGUUUUCGGCUGGCUCAAGGUUUCCGGAGGUUGGAGGUGGAACGUAAAGAGGCCAUCUGUUCCAUCCCCACCCCCCAGACGAGGAAACAGAUUAGGGAAUUUUUGGGGGCGGCGGGGUUUUGUCGCAUAUGGGUUCCAAAUUUUGGACUAUAUGCUAAACCCCUCCACGAGGCUACAAAAGGGAAAUCAGGAGACCCAUUGGUGUGGGGUCCAGAGCAGCAACUUGCAUUUGAAGACCUCAAGAAAGCUUUGAUGUCGGCCCCCGCUUUGGGGCUACCUGAUUUGGAGAAGAUCUUUUACUUAUAUGUAGGAGAAAGAAAGGGAGUGGCAGUUGGAGUGUUGACUCAACUUGUAGGGAGCUGGCCUCGACCAGUGGCUUAUUUGUCGAAGCAACUGGACAAUGUGGCUUGUGGAUGGCCCCCAUGCUUAAGGGCUGUGGCAGCUGCUGCAGUCCUUGUGGAAGAAGCAAAUAAAUUGACUUUGGGACAGCCCAUCAUUUUGAAGUGUCCCCAUGCUGUAGUAACUUUGAUGGAACAUAGGGGGCACCAUUGGCUCACAAACAGCCGAAUGUUAAAAUAUGAAAGCAUGUUGGUGGACAAUCCUCAGGUCACCUUGUCUGUGUGUGCAACCUUAAACCCAGCUACCCUUCUACCGGUGGAAGAAGGAACCUUGAUGCAGCACGAUUGUUUGGAAGUGAUGGAUGAGGUCUACUCAAGUAGGCCGGAUCUCAAAGAUGUACCUUUUCAAACCCCUGAGUGGGUGCUUUUCACAGAUGGUAGCAGUGUGGUGAUUGCAGGACAACGAAAAGCAGGGUAUGCUGUGGUGACAGGGGAUGGGAAGACCUUGGAGGCAAAGGGGUUGCCCCCAGGGACCUCCGCCCAGAAGGCUGAGCUUAUUGCUCUCACCAGGGCUUUACAAUUGGCAAAGGGAAAGAAAGUCAAUAUUUACACCGAUUCAAAAUAUGCUUUCACUACCCUGCACGCCCACGGUGCCAUAUACAAAGAAAGGGGUUUGUUAACCUCAGCAGGACAACAGAUUAAGAAUGCUAUUGAAAUUCUACAGCUUUUGGAAGCAGUAUGGGAACCAAAGGAAGUAGCCGUAAUGCAUUGUAAGGGACAUCAGUACGGUGAGGACCAAGUGACUCAAGGGAAUCGGCUGGCUGACCAACAAGCCAGAAGAGCGGCUGAGUGUAAUGCACCGGAGGAGACAGUGUUGCAAUUAGAUGUCACACCAGUGAUAGGGACCAUGACCUACUCUGCAGGGGAAUCGGCUGGCUGA
Messenger RNA from Anolis sagrei ordinatus, 3480 nucleotides. The record is from RefSeq and is a predicted model, not a curated record. Lineage: Eukaryota; Metazoa; Chordata; Lepidosauria; Squamata; Anolidae.